Molecule: messenger RNA, 10798 nt
Organism: Salvelinus fontinalis (brook trout)
Lineage: Eukaryota; Metazoa; Chordata; Actinopteri; Salmoniformes; Salmonidae
Product: potassium voltage-gated channel subfamily A member 7-like
Exons: 2
Coding region: 8091-9830 (579 amino acids)
Biological process (GO): protein homooligomerization; potassium ion transmembrane transport
Cellular component (GO): membrane; voltage-gated potassium channel complex
Molecular function (GO): delayed rectifier potassium channel activity; protein binding
Source: RefSeq, a predicted model, not a curated record
CACAUUUUGUUGUUUUACAGCCUGAAUUUAAAAUGAAUUAAAUUGAGAUUUGUUUGUCACGGGCCUAAACACAAUACCCAUCAUGUCAAAGUGGAAUUGCUUCUCAAAAUGUUUACAAAUUAAUUAAAAAUGAAAAUCUGAAAUGUCUUGAGUCAAUAAGUAUUCAACCCCUUUGUUAUGGCAAGUCUAAAUAAAAUGUGCUUAACACAUAAUAAGUUGCAUGGACUCACUCUGUGACCAAUAAUAGUGUUUAAUAGGAUUUUUUCAACCACAAAGACCAGUAAGGUUUUCCAAUGCUUUGCAAAGGGCAGCUAUUGGUAUAUGGGUAAAAAAAAAAGCAGACAUUGAAUAUCCCUUUGAGAUUGGUGAAGUUGUUAAUUAAACUUUGGAUGAUGUAUCAAUACACCCAGUCACAACAAAGACACAGGCAUCCUUCCUAACUCAGUUGCUGAAGAGAAAGGAAACUGCUCAGGGAUUUCAUCAUGAGGCCAAUGGUGACUUUAAAUCAGUUACAGAGUUUAAUGGGUGUGAUAGGAGAAAACUGAGGAUGGAGCAACAACAUUGUAGUUACUCCACAAUACUAACCUAAUUGACAGAGUGAAAAGAAGGAAGACCGUACAGAAUACAGAUAUUACAAAACAUGUAUCCUGUUUGAAACAAGGCACUAAAGUAAUACUGCAAAAAAUGUGGCAAAGCAAUUCACUUUUUGUCCUCAAUACAAGCGUUAUAUUUCGGGCAAAUCCAAUACAACACAUUACUGAGUGCCACUUUCCAUAUUUUGCAUAAUGGUGGCUGCAUUAUGUUAUGGGUAGGCUUGUAAUCAUUAAGGACUGGGGAGUUUUUCAGAACAAAAAAAUAACUGGAAUGAAGCUAAGCACACGAAAAUCCUGGUUAAGUCUACUUUUCACCAGACACUGGGAGAUUAAUUCACCUUCUACACCAGAGUCGCUUACCAAAAAUACACUGAAUGUCCCUGAAUGGCUGAGGUACAGUUUUGACUUAAAUCUAUUGUACUUGAAAAUCUAUGACAAGACCUGAAAAUGAUUGUUUAGCAAUGACCAACAACCAAUUUGACAGAGCUUGAAGAAUUUUGAAAAACAUAAUGGGCAAAUGUUGUACACUCCAGGUGUAGAAAGUUCUAAGAGACUUACCCAGAAAGAUUGACAGCUGUAGUCGCUGCCAAAGGUGCUUCUGCGAAGUAUUGACUCAGGGGUGUGAAUGCUUACAGUGGAUUCGGAAAGUAUUCAGACCCCUUGACUUUUUACACAUUUUAUUAUGUUACAGCCUUAUUCUAAAAUGGAUCACAUGUUUUUUCCCCUCUCAUCAAUCUGCAAAAUACCCCACAAUGACAAAGAAAAACAGGUUUUUAGAAAUCUUUGCAAAUUUAUUCAAAAUAAAAAACUGAAAUAUUACAUUUACAUAAGUAUUCAGAUCCUUUACUCAGUACUUUGUUGAAGCACCUUUGGCAGCGAUUACAGCCUCGAGUCUUCUUCGGUAUGACACUACAAGCUUGGCACACCAAUAUUUGAGGAGUUUCUCCCAUUCUUCUCUACAAAUCCUCUCAAGCUCUGUCAGGUUGGAUGGGCAGUGUCGCUGCAUGGCUAUUUUCAGGUCUCUCAAGAGAUGUUCCAUCGGGUUCAAGUCCAGCCUCUGGCUGGGCCACUCAAGGACAUUCAGAGACUUGUCCCGAAGUCACUCCUGCGUUGUCUUAUUGGAAAGUGAACCUUCAUCCCAGUCCUGAGUGCUCUGGGGCAGGUUUUUUAUCAAGGAUCUCUCUGUUCUUUGCUCCGUUAUUCCAGCUUCCGUUAUUCCGGCUUCUGUCUGGCCACUCUGCCAAAAAGGCCUGAUUGGUGUAGUGCUGCAGACACGGUUGUCCUUCUGGAAAGUUCUCCCAUCUCCACAGAGGAACGCUGGUGCUCUGUCAGAGUGACCAUCGGGUUCUUGGUCACCUCCCUGACCAAAGCUCUUCUCCCCAGAUUGCUCGGUUUGGCCAGGCGGCCAGCUCUAGGAAGAGUCUAGGUGGUUCCAAAUUUCUUCCAUUUAAGAAUGAUGGAUGCCGCUGUGUUCUUGGGGACCUUCAAUGCUGCAGAAAUGUUUGGUACCCUUCCCCAUAUCUGUGCCUUGACACAAUCCUGUCUCGGAGCUCUACGGACAAUUCCUUUGACCGCAUGGCUUGGUUUUUGCUCUGACAUGCACUUUCACCUGUGGGACCUUAAAUAGAUGUGUGUGUCUUUCCAAAUCAUGUCCAUUCAAUUGAAUUUACCACAGGUGGACUCCAAUCAAGUUGUAGAAACAUGUCAAGGAUGAUCCAUAGAAACAGGAUGCACCUGAACUAAAUUUCGAGUCCCAUAGCAAAAGGUCCACAAAAUGUGGAAAAAGUCAAGGGGUCUGAAUACUUUCCGAAUGACAUGUUUCAGUGUUUCAUUUUCAAUACAUUUGCAAAGACUUCUAAAAACAUGUUUUCACUUUGUCAUUAUGGGGUAUUGGGUGAGAGUUUCUUUUAAUUCAACCCAUUUUUAAUUCAGGCUGUAAGACAUCCAAAAUGUGGAAUACGUCGAGGGGUAUGAAUACUUUCUGACGGCACUGUAUGAUCAGUGUCUGUUUCAUUUUAAACGUGUGUGUUGCCCAUUCCAUGAGAAACAGAAACCUUUCAAAACAGAAACGAGUUUCAUGUCGACUUCGUUUUAAUGUUGCAGACAUGGGGCUGAAGAUAUUUGAUGAUGCACAAUUUAGUUUGCCAAAAAAUAGCAUGACUUUAACUUUAACUCUAUUCAUGAUAAUACACAAAAUCUGUAAUAUCAAUAUAAAUGUUUGGCACUCGUAAGAUAUAAGAGAAGGUGCUUAAAGUAGAUAUUUCAGGCCAUUAUAUUCUUCAUACACCAGAUAAAUGUUUUUUUCGUGACAGUGUGUCAAGUGAAUGUGUAGGUAGGUCUUUGCCAAAUAACAUAACAUUGACACGUUCUAAAAAUCACAAUCCAAAAUCUAUACACCAGUGUUUACUGUGUAAUGUCACAUGACAUUUCAGCAUAGCGUGGCUCAGAGCCAUGUAUAUAUAUAUAACUCUGGUGUGGCAGAAUACUCACUAUCAAAUGGCUGCAGCUGACAUCACAUGGACUACUGUGUCAUUGCAAAUAGACAUAUAGUACACUGAAGCCAUAUAAUAUGGUUUUGUAACAUUAUGCCCAUGUGUGUUACCGCAAUUGACAAGCCACAGAAAGAUGAAGGACAAAAACAACAAAUAGGAUGUCCAUUCCAUGGAUUUGAAUCAUCAAAUCAAAUCCAACUUUCUUUGCCACAUGCGCCGAAUACAACAAGUGUAGACUGUACCGUGAAAUGCUUACUUACAAGCCCUUAACCAACAGUGCAGAUCAAGAAGAAGAACAUAUUUUCCAAGUAGGCUAAAAUAAAAAGUAAUAAUAAAAAAGAACACAAUAAGAAUAACGAGGCUAUAUACAGGGGGCACCGGUACAGAGUCAGUGUGCAGGGGUAAAGGCUAGUUGAGGUAAUCUGUACAUGUAGGUGGGGGGGCGAAGUGACUGUGCAUAGAUAAUAAACAAACAGCGAGUAGCAGCAGUGUACAAGAGGGGGAUCAAUGUAAAUUGUCUGGUGCCGAUUUUUAUGAAUUAUUCAGCAGUCUAAUGGUUGGGGGUAGAAGCUGUUGAAGAGCCUUUUGGUCCUAGACUUGGCCCUCCGGUACCGCUUGCCAUGCGGUAGCAGAGAAAACAGUCUAUAACUUGGGUGACUGGAGUCUCUGACAAUUUUAUGGGCUUUCCUCUGACACCACCUAUUAUAUAGAUCCUGGAUGGGAGGAAGCUUGGCCCCAGUGAUGUACUGGGCCGUUCGCACUAUCCUUACGGUCAGAUGCCGAGCUGUUGCCAUACCAGGUGGUGAUGCAACCGGUCAGGAUGCUCUCGAUGGCUCUCAUGAUUCAUCCUUUUAGUGUGCCACUACAAUAAAUCACACACAUUAAGUGGGAUGAAUUGAGUGCUUGUUCAAUUAUUACUAGAUAACGUUACGGACAAAAAAGCAGUGUGUUUUUGUGUGUAUUUGUGUGUGCAGGCCGCCUGAGCAAAUGUCAGCAGGGGCCUUUUUGAGCUUUUACUGCAAUGUGCCAAUACACCACCCCCCUCAGGUGGUGAGAUUUAGUCUUGGCCGUGAAGUCUGACUAGUAAUUGAGAUGGAAAACAUUUAGUACAGUACCAAAGCACUACAAGAAAUGAAACCCCUUCAUCUUGACACCCGUUGACCUUCAGGACACACCCCUGGCACACGCCUGGGACACCCCUCCCUGGGAAUUUCCUCACAACCUUUCUCUCAAAACAAGAUGACCACAUGCAGUUCCGCUUUUAUCCGUUGGGUUUUCAGUUCAGUUGAGGCAAUGUUUGAGUUUUACUAUUACAGUGCAUUUGAGAAGUAUUCAGAACCCUUCACUUUUCCCCCAAAUAAUUUACGUUACAGCCUUAUUCUAAAAUGGAUUCAAAUAUUUUUUCCCCUCAUCAAUCUACACACAAUACCCCAUCAUGACAAAGAAAAACAGGUUUUCAGAAAUUUUUGCAAUUUUAUUUCAAAAUAAAAAACGGAAAUAUUACAUUUACAUAAGUAUUCAGAUCUUUACUCAGUACUUUGUUUGAGCACCUUUGGCAGCGAUUACAGCCGUGAGUCUUCUUGGGUAUGACACUAUAAGCUUGGCACACUUGUAUUUGGGGAGUUUCUCCUAUUCUUCUCUACAGAUCCUCUCAAGCUUUGUCAGACUGGAUGGGGAGCAUCGCUGCACAGCUAUUUUCAGGUCAAAUCCAGAGAUGUUCGAUCAGAUUCAAGUCUGAUCAGAUUCAAGUCCGAGCUCUGCGUUGUCUUGGCUGUGUGCUUAGGGUUCUUGUCCUGUUGGAAGGUGAACCUUCAGCCCAGUCUAAGGUCCUGAACGCUGUCAACUGUGGGACCUUAUAUAGGCAGGUGUGUGCCUUUCCAAAUCAUGUUCAAUCAAUUGAAUUUAUUUAAAAUAAUAAAGACAAUCGCACACUCUAUGUAUAAACUCCCAGUAAAUCCCAGUAUUGGGUAAAUCACGUUUCGGCAUCACUGUGGCUUCUUCGAGGAAUGCCUAAUAUACAAUGGAAUUGCUUAACCAAGAUGACAUUGAAUGUUCCUGAGUGGUCUAGUUACAGUUUUGACUUAAAUCAGCUUCAAAAUCUAUGGCAAGACUUGAAAACGACUGUCUAAAAACAACCAACUUGACAGUGCUGGAAGAAUGUUAAAAGAUUAAUGGUCAAGUAUUGUACAAUCCAGGUGUGCAAAGAUCUUAAGAGACUUACCCAGAAAGACUCACAGCUGUAAUCGCUGACAGUAAUUCACUUUUUGUCCUGAAUACAAAGUGUUGUGUUUGGGGCAAAUCCAAUACAACACAUUACUGAGUACCACGCUUCACAAUUUCAAGCGUAGUGGUGGCUGCAUCCAGUGGCAACAUUUUGAGCCACAAAAAAUAAAAAUAAAACUUGUGUUGUAUUGGUGUUAAAUAUAUAUUUUUGUGGGGUGGUUGCCUGUUUUGCAUGUUAUUUUGGCAUUAAUACAUGUCACAUAUCAGUUUGCAAACCAUGUAAAAAAAUAUAUAUAAUUGAGGUCAUAAAGCCCCAUACAAACAUUUUGCAUACCACUGCUGGCUUGCUUCUGAAGCUAAGCAGGGUUGGUCCUGGUCAGUCCCUGGAUGGGAGACCAGAUGCUGCUGGAAGUGGUGUUGGAGGGCCAGUAGGAGGCACUCUUUCCUCUGGUCUAAAAGAAAUAUCCCAAUGCCCCAGGGCAGUGAUUGGGGACACUGCCCUGUGUAGGGUGCUGUCUUUCGGAUGGGACGUUAAACGGGUGUCCUGACUCUCUGAGGUCAUUAAAGAUCCCAUGGCACUUAUCGUAAGAGUAGGGGUGUUAACCCCGGUGUCCUGGCUAAAUUCCCAAUCUGGCCCUCAAACCAUCAUGGUCACCUAAUAAUCCCCAGUUUACAAUUGGCUCAUUCAUCCCCCUCCUCUCCCCUGUAACUAUUCCCCAGGUCGUUGCUGCAAAUGAGAACGUGUUCUCAGUCAACUUACCUGGUAAAAUAACGGUAAAAUAAAAAAUAAAUAAAUAAAUAAAAUUCUUGAAUAAGGCACAGCUCCAAAAUGCAGGUGUUUCAGCCUAGCUCAGUGCUUUCUGUGGUGGUGUGGCAGCCAGUGGAAAAUACGGAGCAUAGGGGUUGGUAAUGUUCUCCAGUUGUGCUGUGAUUGGCUCAGUGUUCUGUCACUCAUGGGAACACUACGUCACCGCCAAAUCUAAGGGGAGAGCUCGAAAAUUCAAGCCCCUUGGGUGCUACCAUAGAGUUACAUUAGAAGUGCCCAUCCAAGAAGUCUCAAGGUUAUUGGCCACAGAUAAAAUGACGUCAAAUCACAUUAUAUGUACAGUUGCUUUUAUUGGACUGAUCAUGUCAACAUCAUACCUUCAAAAUCUUAGCUAGCAGUCAAUAUCAUGAAUCAAGUCGACAAUCUACUGGCAAAUCCUUUUUAAUCCUUGUCAUAUGAAAAUAAAUAAUGAAAAGAAAUCAAAGAUAAAACGUAUCGGUGCUCAUCGUCCAUUGGACAUAAACAUUACACAACAAGUUGGAAAUCGCAAAUUCAGUCUGCUUUCCUCCAGACACUGGGAGAUGAAUUCUCCUUUCAGCAGAACAAGAACCUAAAACACAAGGACAAAUCUACACUGUAGUUUCUUACCGAGAAGACAGUGAAUGUUCCUGAGAGGCCGGGUUAAGGUUUUGACUUAAAUCUACUUGAAAGUCUACGGCAAGACCUGAAAAUGGUUGUUUAGCAAUGGUCAACCACCAAUUUGACAGAGCUUGAAGAAUUUUGAAAAGAAUGAUGGGCGAAUGUUGCACAAUCCAGGUGUGGAAAUCUCUUAGAGACUUACCCAGAAAGACUCACAGAUGUAAUCGUUGCCAAAGGUUCUUCUAGAAAGUAUUGACUCAGGGGUGUGAAUACUUAUGUAAAUAAGAUAUUUCUGUAUUUCAUUGUCAAUACAUUUUCUAACCUGCUAGAUUUGGAAUAUUCAGAUCAUCAUAAGUUGAGAACCUGAUGAACAUCACAUCUCCCUAAGCAGCACAGCACUGUUCAUUUAGAUUUGUGGGCUGACAUGGUGUUUAUCAUUAUACAUUAGAACAUUAUACAGUCCAUCACUGAAGUCAAUCAUGGCAUUCAAAGGGCAUUCGAUCCAACAAAUGACAGUCAGCCAUCUCGGUUGUCCGUCUCAUGGAGCGGGCCCCAUUUCAGUUAGGGAGCGUACUGUAACACACCAAGUACCAGUGCAGAGGCGGUGACAUUUGAGAGGGAGGGUGAACGUUGUUCCCGGCCCUGGAGCAAAAGGGAGCGAAAGGACGGGAGGGGCCAGGCGCAGAUUGAAUUUCAACAGGACAGCAUUCCCCCCCAAAAAAUGUAAGACAGAUAACAUAAGAGAGAGAAGAGGGAAGGACAGAAUUGUGAGUAUUGAACAGCAAACAGGUAGAAACGUAAUUCGUGAACCGGUCAAGGAGGUGAGAGACAAGAGUGGACAAGUACUGGAGGAGUGUCCAUCAAGGAGUGUCUCAGGGUUGGGGACAACUGUAGAAGACCACGUGUUGGACGGACAUGGUGACAGACCGAAAGAUUCAUGGGAGAAAAACAAUGUGACUUUCCAUCCUGCAAUUAGUCUCCGUUAGCGGCUGCUAUUCACUCAGUGAGUGACUCUCUACAUCUGGCUAACUGUGUGCUAUCAAUUGCUCGUUAGUCAUUAUACCUCACGUUUAUAGUGCAUUGUCGUUACUGUUCUGUCUCAAACAAUUAUUUUAUGCAUGAAAGGUGUUGCAUAACCCUGACCAAUGAAAUGUGUGAAAGAAAUGAAGAGUAUACCAUACAAACAUGUUUGGAUUAUUUGGACAUAGUGUACCUUAGACAUAAAUACACAUAGUUUGAAGAUGAUUUCGUACAGUACAGGCCUUUGUACAUUUACAUGUCUGACAGAGAACUCAACAGUAACAAAGACGUUCGACAUGACUGCUUCCUCUUGCAUAUUUACAGCUUACAUCCUGCAACUAAUAAUGACUAUAUCAUAUGUGUAGUGAUAAUGCCUCUAUUCCCACACUGAUUCAAUUCCCACUCUGGUUUCAGACCCACAUCCUCUUUAAGUCCAGACUGUCCUUACUACACACAAAGGAGAAAGGGCCUGGAUUGUGGACUAGGCCAAUAAAGGCAGGGAUGGAAAACAACGACCCAGAAGGAGGUGGAGAAGGACGAAGGAGAGACAUAGAAGAAGGAGAGAAAGACAAACAGCUGAAGAACCAACUCAACAGCGAGGAGAAGGGCGAGAAAGAGAACCAGGUGGGCGGUGAGAAGGAGAGGAAGCGGGUGAGCCGGCGGUCUGGAUCACUGUGGAGGAGCGGCUGGGCGCCGAGCGAACGUCUUGCUAUCAACGUCUCAGGGAUGCGCUAUGAGACCCAGCUCCGCACCUUGGCCCAGUUCCCAGACUCCAUGCUGGGCGACCCCAGACGGCGGCUUCGCUACUUCGACCCAUUGCGCAAUGAGCUCUUCUUGGACCGCAACCGGGCCUGUUUUGACGCCAUCCUCUACUUCUACCAGUCGGGCGGGCGGCUCCGGCGGCCCGCCAACGUGCCCCUGGACAUUUUCAUUGACGAGCUGUGUUUCUAUGAGCUGGGAGAGGAGAUCAUGGCACGCUUCAAGGAGGAUGAGGGUUUCCCCAAGGAGGAAGCCCCAUCGCUGCCCGUCAACGAGGUCCAGCGGAGUCUGUGGAUGCUUUUCGAGCAUCCGGAGUCGUCAUCGGGCGCGCGCAUCAUCGCCAUCGUCAGCGUCAUGGUGAUCGUGGUGUCCAUCCUCAUCUUUUGCCUAGAGACGCUGCCUGACUUCAGGAGCGAGAAGGAGCUUCGUGAGGAGUACUUCUACAAGUACCAUGCCCACGACAAGAACAUCUCUGUGCACAUGCUUCCCCCCGCCAGUGUCUUCCAGGAUCCCUUCUUCCUGGUGGAGACUAUAUGUAUCUGCUGGUUCUCUUUUGAGCUGUUCAUGCGGUUCAUCUGCUCGCCCAGCAAGAUGCACUUUUUCAAGGACGUGAUGAACAUCAUCGACUUCACAGCCAUCCUGCCCUUCUUCGUGACACUGAUCACUGAGCUGUCCAAGGACACGGAGAACGCACCGGGAAUGUCACUGGCCAUCAUCCGUGUAAUCCGGUUAGUCAGAGUGUUCAGGAUCUUCAAGCUGUCCCGCCACUCCAAGGGCCUGCAGAUCCUGGGCCAGACGCUGAGGGCCAGCAUGCGUGAGCUAGGCCUACUCAUCUUUUUCCUCUUCAUCGGCGUCAUCAUCUUCGCCAGCGCCAUCUUCUUCGCCGAGGCCGACCACAAGGACACAGCGUUCGUCAGCAUCCCUGGCGCCUUCUGGUGGGCUGUGGUUACCAUGACCACCGUGGGCUACGGUGACAUGUACCCGGAGACGGUGUGGGGCAAGCUGAUUGGCUCUAUGUGCGCCAUCGCCGGCGUGCUUACCAUCUCGCUGCCCGUGCCCGUCAUCGUGUCCAACUUCAGCUACUUCUACCACCGCGAGACGGAGUGCGAGGACCAAACCCAGUACACACACGUCAAGACCUCGCUGUGGGAGGACGAGGAGCACGAGGAGGGGGAGGAAGGGGAGGAAGAAGGGGCCGGAGAAGGUGAUUACAAUGCCAUAGAGGGCAUCUGCAACCCUCUGAAUAGGACUCUGUUGGGGGGGCUGUGCGCUGGGCAGAGCAGGGAGUCAAGUGGGGCAAAGAUGUACCUCAGGGAACCCCUGGUAACUCAGGUGUGACAACAGGAUGUGAUAACAGGAUGACCCUCAGUUGUGAUCCCGUCACAAAAAGAGAGAGAAACAAAAGAGUGAAAAAAUAGCUAUUGAAAAAGAGGGAUUACAAAUGUUUAAGACAACUGAAUGGCAAACUGUCACUGGGCUAUAGCGUGAAAGCAGCAAUACGUGUAGGAGAAAAACAUACAAAAACAUACAUGCCUGUUUAACACUACAUUCACCAGGGGAGGCAUUAAACAAUUGACUGGUGUAGGAACAUACAACUACACUACCGCAAAUUGCUUGCCAGAAAAAUAAAGGAGAAUGAGUGACAUGCUUAUUGCUUUCCAUGGUCAUGCUAUUUAUUAUUUAAGCUAUGAGUUGUAAAUUGUUCAUUGUAAUAUUAGCUUGUGUGUUCUUUUAAAGAGUUGAAUCUUCCUUGUCAUUUUAGUGCUGUCAAUAUAAAACCAUGGUGUCUUCACAUCUUUAAUUUAAUCUAGAGGAUACAGUUUGUAAAAUGUAUUUUGUUUUAAUUUAUUCAGAUGUACUAUGAGAGAGCGCCUUUCAGGCUGAAUAAGCAAAUGUUGGUCGACACAGACAAGGAGCAACUAUGAGAUAGAUAUAGAGCACAAUGUUACUCAGUCACAGCUUCUCCGUCCAAUGACGCAUGUGCUAAUGCUAAUAGAUAACAGGUUUUACAUGCCACUUCAACAUUCUCAAUCGGACUACAGCUACAGCAUGCUUGUGAGGAUGUGUGACUUCUUCUCAAGUUUAUACUUCAGAGCCAAUAUUUCCUGAUGGCUGGAGCUACAUAAAUGUAGCAACAUUCUGGUUCCUAUUACUGUAUCGUCUGAUCUCUGAUCAGAUCGCCGAACGUAUUGUUACCAAUUUAUAGGGAAGGAGCUUGGAGGUCGUUUAUCUCAGGGUGACUUGGUGUGAAAGGCCUAUAUUUGUGUAUGUGUUGUUUUUAAUAAAGAUUCGAUUUUGUACAUUUU